Molecule: messenger RNA, 1172 nt
Organism: Chenopodium quinoa (quinoa)
Lineage: Eukaryota; Viridiplantae; Streptophyta; Magnoliopsida; Caryophyllales; Amaranthaceae
Product: isoprenyl transferase-like
Exons: 3
Coding region: 132-920 (262 amino acids)
Biological process (GO): polyprenol biosynthetic process; response to cold; plastid membrane organization
Cellular component (GO): chloroplast stroma
Source: RefSeq, a predicted model, not a curated record
UCUCUUCCCAAGUCUACAUGCACAAACACGCACAUACACAACACACACACCCAUGAAAAUGCAAAGGUUAAUUGGUUGUGGUACUAUUUUCCCGCACAAGCCUAACCUUGAAAUGUAUAGCAAUUGCUUGCAUGCAACCAAAAAAAAACCAACCGAACUACUCCGUUGUGAUUAAUAGGAGCCACAAAAAUUAUGAAAAAUAUUUAGAGGUUGAUCUAAAAAAAGAGCUUAUUCCAAAACACGUGGCAAUAAUAUUAGAUGGAAGUAGGAGAUGGCUUAAAGCUCAAGGAAAACCUCUAAAUUAUGAUCCUUUCUUUCAAGCAAACACCCUCUUUGCUGACCUUUGUCUUAAGUGGGGUGUUUCUACUGCCACCACUUUUAUGUAUUCUUUCAAAAACCUACAAAGAGGCCAAGAAGCCAAUGAUUUAUUAUUUGGGCAGCUUGAAAGAUAUUUAGAGAAUAAUCUGGAGAGUUUUAUCAGGAGGGAAAUAAAAGUGUCGAUGAUUGGAGAAAGAUGGCUAAUCCCUAAAUCUUUGCAAGACGUUAUAAAACAAGUGGAAAAUGCAACAAGUACAAAGCACCAAAUUAAGUUGGAGUUAAUGCUAGCAAUAUGUUAUUCUGGGACUAGAGAUAUAUUGCAAGCUACUAGGAACAUUUGUGAAAAGGUCAAGGCCGGGGUGUUGGAACCCAAAGACAUCGACGAGGCCAUGUUUGAUAAACAGCUAUGGACUCGUGGAGCGCCUCACCCUGACCUGCUUAUUCGGACUGGUGGUCGCCUCCGGGUUAGUGAUUAUUUGAUGUGGCAACUAGCCCAAACCGAGCUAUAUUUCUCCCAAGUUUCUGCACCGGAAUUUGGAGAAGUUGAGUUUCUCCAAGCCUUGCACUCCUUUCAGCAAAGGGAAAGAACAUUUGGAAAGUGAUCUAAUAUGUUCAAAUUUGAACUUUAAAACUGUUAUUGAAUUGAAAAAAGAUGUAAAAUAUUAAAGUCUCUAGAGAUGGUAAUCAAUAGCUAAAAUCGAAAAUAUCUUAUGUACUAUUAGAAUACAUGUAUAUUAUUAAUUGUAAUUGUUUAUCAUGUAAAUUACGUAUCUAGCCCUAGGUUAACACUAACUAAAUAUGCUUGUAUAUAUACUAUACUGAAAUGAAUGAGAAUCAAGAAAAACAUUUUUUCA